AUGUCCACCUCAUCAAGACUCGAACAAAAACCCAAUGAAGAUAAACCCUACAUCUUCAUCAACUCUCUUUCUCCAAUUUUUCCAUCUCAGGUAGAAGUACAAGUGAACACAACCCACACUUCUCCGCAACCUUUUUUCAAAGUUCCCUUUCCACCCACGUUCUCCAUCGAUGAUUUGAUCUCUAAUCCACUGUCACGUAAAAGUAAGGGUAACAAGAAGCCGCCGGAGAAGCCACCGAACGCAUUUAUUAUUUAUCGUCGCGCAUUUGUUAAAGCUGCGAGAGAAGAGGGGUAUCGACUGCCGAUGACUAUGAUUUCGAGCAUGGCCUCAAAAUCUUGGAAUCUUGAACCUGAAGAAGUUAAGAAAGCGUAUAAGUGUGUUGCGAAAAAUGCUAGGAAAGAGUAUAAGAUUCAAGCUUAUAACAAACUUCAAGCGUCGGGGAAUCGUGGUAAUGCGAGAUUCGAUAACGAAGUAGUAGAAGAAGGCAAAUUGACCACCAUCUCUUCACUUGAAAUAAGAAAGGGGCAAACUGGAGAAGAUAUUGUAGAGAAGGAGGAGGUAAACUUAUUAUUAUUUACUCCACCUCCGCCUUUUCAAAUGACGCCCGUGACUCUGCCUUCUGAUCAAUCAUCAGUAGUACUUGAUUUCGAUCAAGACAGUAAUAAUACAAUUGCCCAAUAUACUAACACCAAUGCCACCACGGCAGAAACUAUCAGUGACGAGUAUUCCAAAGAAAUAUCAAGCAAUAUGUUCAAAAAUACUUACUGCACGCCAUUUAAUUUCGAUUUGAACAAUUUCUUGUGA
This is a messenger RNA of Ambispora gerdemannii, 804 nucleotides long. NCBI's taxonomy places the organism in Eukaryota, Fungi, Glomeromycota, Glomeromycetes, Archaeosporales, Ambisporaceae. The record is from the annotation of a GenBank genome assembly.